CUAACUAUAUCAGAUUUAUACAGAUGCACACCGGGGCACAGGGCGGCGCAGCGCGGCGACACGCUCGCUGCCACCUGGAACUACCAGUUGAAGAAACGAGGUUAUUAUUUACUCAUUUGAACAUUUAUGCAAACAAAUAAUUGAAAUAAUAAAAGAAUACUUACUUACAUCGCUGGCGCAUCGACCCAAAGUGGGUCUUGGCCUCCGACACAAGAGAUCGUUACUUAUUUUGUGCACUGAACACCCAUUCCGUAAAUAAUUUUCAAACUUCCGUAUUUCAUUAUUUUAUUAACUGUUAGAUACAAAACGGAAGACUUUAAGGAAUAAAACUUUCGUGAGACAUAAUAAAUUAAUAUGGAACGGCUUAACUCACGCAUGAUCUACCGGCGAAGAUUUCGGCCGACUAAUUUCGGACUCGUCGGGGGUCCAUCCAUCUUAUGGGCGAGUCGCGAUGAUGAUGAACACUCGCACAAAAGAGUUUAGCCGUUCCUAAUUAAUUUAUCAUAUAAAUGAUAUUAAAAGGUUAAUUUUCCAGAAAGUGGCGGCAAAGCGUCCUUGUUGAAAGCAAUUGUAGCGGUUUACGGGUUCAAGUUUAUUGUUGGAAAUUUAUUAUUUUCUUUAGUUGAAAGUACCAUAAGGUGAGUGGGUCCAACUUUUGAUUACUUAUUUAUUUCCCCAUUCCUUUACACAAGACGGAAGUAAAUGUGCUGGCGGUAAACUGACUGCCGCCUCUCCUGAAUACUCGCAAUGUUUAUUAACAGUGCUAACCAUAGUGCAAACAAGAGGAAAAGCAAAUGGGAGGAAUCGGAGACCUUGUCCUCUGCGUUUAAUAUUUCUACUAUCCACUGCUAACGGAACGCAAAGUACUCAGCGCUAUUUUAUAAUCAACUUUGAAUGGUGUCUUUUAGUGGAUAUUUAAAUCAUGUUUUAAUUUACUUCGUUUUUUUUUACGAUAACUUUUGUAUUUCAUUUAGAUUGUCUAUACCGAUAUGUCUGGAGGGCAUGAUCAAUUACUUCUCCUCCCCCAACUCCGGCAUACCGCAGUCUCACGCCUACCUCUACGCGUUUGGUGUGGUCGGGUUGCAGCUGGUGAACGCAAUAAUAAUGCAUCCGUUUUUCGUUUGGAUGUUGGCGAUGAGUAUGAAGUUGAGAGUGGCAUCUUCAUCUCUCAUUUAUCGAAAGUGGGUGGGCAAGCGUCCGAGGGUCUGGCGGGACACGUCAUCAACUUGCUGACUACGGACGCGCAGCGCUUCGACAUGGCCAUCCUCUUCCUAGUCGACUUGGUCCGCACGCCCAUUGAGAGCGCCUUCGUAGUCUACCUCAUGUACCGCCAAAUCGGCGUCUCCACUCUAUUUGGAGUCGCCUUUCUGCUUCUCUUCAUACCACUUCAAGGCUACCUCGGUACAAUAUCGAGCAAGUUGCGACAUCAGACAACCGUGCGGACAGACAACCGCAUCCGGUUGAUGAACGAAGUGAUACAGAGCAUUGAGGCUAUCAAGAUCUACACCUGGGAGAACGCCUUUGCCAAAAUCAUUGGCGAAGCCAGAAAACAAGAAAUGAAGAUAUUGAAAAAGAUGUGCUGGUUGCACGCAGCGAUGACAUCUUGUGUUAAACUGAAUACGAAAGUUGCCAUAUUUAUCAGCAUUCUUUCCUUCAUUUACUUCGAAAAUGACCUAACGGCGGCGAAAGUUUUCGUCAUAUUCUACUACUAUGAGAACCUCAAGUACACACUGGUGGAUUUCCUGCCGAUGGCGAUUGCUUUCGUACUGGAAGCUUACGUGAGCGUGAAGAGGAUGCAGGAGUUCCUGCUACUGCCGGAAGUCAACAACAACGACGGCGUAGACUUGCUUCGUAUUCACGAGGAGAGUAAAGUCGUGCAAAAGAAUGGCGUGUAUGAAAAAGUUCACACUGAGCCGCCAGAAGAAGAGAAGAUAGAGUUGAAGACGACAGGCGUGAAGUCCGACGUCUUAUUGAGAAUGGAGGACUACUCCGUAAGCUGGAAGUCUUCUGGGGAUGAAGCGAACGACAUACCAGCUCUCACAGAUAUUAAUUUAAUAAUUCGAGCUGGCACGUUGACGGCAGUGGUGGGCGCGGUGGGCGCGGGCAAGUCAACGUUGCUGCAAGCCGUGCUGCGGGAACUGACGCCUCGCGCCGGCACUCUGCUCCUCGCCGCGCAAAUUGCCUACGCCGCACAGGAGCCCUGGCUCUUCGACGCUUCCAUCCGUCAGAACAUACUCUUCGGUGAGGAAAUGGAUAUGCAGCGCUACAAGAUGGUACUAGAAUGUUGCCAGCUGCAGAGCGACCUCGAAAUUCUACCCCAUGGGGACAGAACCGUUGUCGGUGAGAGAGGCUCUUCCCUGUCAGGCGGGCAGAGGGCGCGCGUGUCGCUGGCUCGCUGCGUCUACCAGCAGGCGGAUCUCUAUCUGCUGGACGACCCGCUGGCGGCUGUAGAUGCCAAGGUGGCGCAGGCAAUUUACGAAAAAUGCGUGCGCGGAUUCCUGCGCGAGCGCGCUGUGGUGCUGGUGACGCACCGGGCGCAGUUCACGCGCCAUGCCGACAACCUGUGCCUCCUGCGCGACGGCAGGAUUAUUGCACAGGGCACUUACACCGAACUUCAGGAAACUUUACCAGAAUUUAAAAGGCUCGUCGAAAGUGUUGAAGUAGAUGAGGGUACACAGAAGAAAGCGAAGGAAAACGAUGAAAAGUUGAAGGAAGAAAACGCAAUGCGUCUCAAACGUACAAUAUCGGUGACUUCGAAGAUUUCUUAUGACGCAAAUCCGAUUGACGCCGAUUAUGAAGGUGAGGUGCAGAGCAAGGGCACCGUAGACAGCAGUGUGUAUAUGGCGUACGUGAAAAGUGGGGGCAGCGCAUUUUCCAUGGUCUGCCUCUUCUCGCUCUUCGUCUGCGCACAGCUCUUCUACUCCAGCACUGACGUCUGGAUGAAAGAGUGGGUGAAUCUAGAAGAAUCUAACAACAUCUAUUAUCGCAAUAAGACACAAGAAAAUUUAACUUCUCCCGACCUUGAUACUAUGCAGAAUCCGUUCAACUACCUGCAGCUGAGUCGAGAACAGUGCAUCUACAUCUACGCGGCCCUCAUCGGCGUCUGCAUAGUCUUCACUUGGAACAAACUGGUCGUCUUCUACAACACCUGCAUUAAAGCCUCCAUCAACUUACACGACUCCAUGUUCCGAGGAGUGUCGAACGCUCCGAUGUGGUUCUUCCACCACAACCCCUCGGGCCGCAUCCUGAACCGCUUCUCCAAGGACAUAGGGCAGGUGGACUCCUCUUUGCCGGUCACUCUACUAGACUGUAUCGGUUUCUUUCUGGAAAUCGUGUCAGUGCUCGUGGUGGUGUGCCUGGCCAACUGGUGGCUGCUGCUGCCGACUGCGGUGGUGGCCUUUCUACUUUACCUCCUGCGAGAGCUGUUCCUCGGCACCAGUCGAGAGCUAAAGCGGAUAGAAGCCAUAGCGCGCAGUCCGAGCCUGAACCAGGCAGCGGCGACGGUGUCGGGGCUGACGACGAUCAGGUCGUGCGGGUCGCGGCAGAGGGUGCUGGCGCGGGAGUUCGACAAACUACAGGACCUGCACAGCUGCGCCUGGACCCUCGUGCUCGACACUAAUCAGGCUUUUGGCUUCUGGAUGGACAUGGUUUGCUGCCUGUACCUCGUCUUCGUUACAUUUAGCUUCUUUAUAUUUGCGAGUGAAGACUCGAUGGGCGGCAACGUGGGUCUGGCCAUCACGCAGGCAAUCGGCCUCGUGGGCAUGUGUCAGUACGGCAUGCGACAAACCGCUGAUGUGGAGAAUCAAAUGACAUCGGUGGAGAGAAUUUUGGAAUAUAGUAAUCUCCCAGCUGAGGAACCUAUGGAACUCGACAAGAAAGCUUUAAAGGAACAGUAUCCGGACAUGGACUUUGACAAGUGGCCUGAGAAAGGGGAAAUUGUAUUUGAGAACGUUUUCUUGGAGUAUGAGAAACCACCAAAAAAGGAUAACGAGAUAUGUGAGAAAGCGGCGGAGGAGCCGUCAUACGCCAUUCGCGGCGUGAGCUUCUCAGUGGCGGCGGGCGAGAAGGUGGCGGUGGUGGGGCGCACCGGCGCCGGCAAGAGCUCGCUGGUGGCGGCGCUGUUCCGGCUGGCGCGGGUGUCGGGGCGCGUGACGGUGGACGGCGUGCGCGCGGAGGCGUGCGGGCUGCGCGCGUGGCGGUCGCGGCUGUGCGCGCUGCCGCAGCGGGCCGCGCUGUUCGCCGCCACGCUGCGCGACAACCUCGACCCCGAGCGGCGGUACGGCGACGCGCAGCUGUGGGCGGCGCUGGAGCGCGUGCGGCUGCGCGCGGCGGCCGCGGGCCUGCCGGGCGGGCUGGCGGCGCGCGUGGGCGACGCGGGCGGCACGCUCUCGGCCGGCCAGCGCCAGCUGCUGUGCCUGGCGCGCGCCGCGCUCGCCGGCCGCAAGGUGCUCGUGCUGGACGAGGCCACGGCCAACGUGGACACGGAGACGGACGAGCACAUCCAGGCGACGCUGCGCACCACCUUCGCGCAGGCCACGGUGCUCACCAUCGCGCACCGCCUCAACACCGUCAUGGACUACGACCGCGUUAUCGUUAUGGACAAGGGUCGCGUGGUGGAGUCGGGUCAUCCAUUCGAACUGCUGACGUCAGGAGACCUGGCGUCUGGUGGAGAUGAAAAUAAUCCGGAAAUUUUCAAGUCCUUGGUCCAGCAGACCGGACCUGAGACCGCGGCCAUGCUGCGCAACAUGGCCGCCGAGAGUUAUCAGAAAUAUAAAGCAAAGUAAGGAGGCGCGGCGAGGCGAGGCGAGGCGAGGCGAGGUGAGGCGAGCGCUCUCUCAUCAAACGACGCGACGCAUCUUAUUAUCGAUGUUCCUUUUGUAUUUAUGAUUAAAAUAUUAUUACGUAAAAUGUAAACAUGGAGAAUCAAAUUA
Molecule: messenger RNA, 4931 nt
Organism: Papilio xuthus (Asian swallowtail)
Lineage: Eukaryota; Metazoa; Arthropoda; Insecta; Lepidoptera; Papilionidae
Product: probable multidrug resistance-associated protein lethal(2)03659
Exons: 25
Coding region: 990-4784 (1264 amino acids)
Biological process (GO): transmembrane transport
Cellular component (GO): membrane
Molecular function (GO): ABC-type transporter activity; ATP hydrolysis activity; ATP binding
Source: RefSeq, a predicted model, not a curated record